AUGACCCCGCUGUGCCCACUGCUGCUGGCCCUGGCCGUGGUCGCCGUGCCCGGCGUCCGUGGCAGCUGCCCGGUGCCCGCCGACCUCAAGCGCGCGGACGGGACGCGCACGUGCGCUGUGCUCUUCGACAAGAGCGACCCCUACUACGACAACUGCUGCGGCGGCGCCCAGCUCGCGGUGGAGCCCGGCGCCGACCUGCCCUUCCUGCCCUCCAACUGGGCCAACGUGGCCUCCUCGCUCGUGGUGGCCCCCCGCUGCGAGCUCACCGUGUGGUCCCGCCGCGGCAAGGAGGGCAAGACGCGCAAGUUCUCGUCGGGCGCCUACCCGCGUCUGGAGGAGUACCGCCGCGGCGUCCUCGGCCACUGGGCCAACGCCAUCUCCUCCCUCUACUGCAGAACCUCCCACAACUGGAUCUCUGAGCCUCUGGCACUCCCUGAUGAUACUUUUGAUUCUGUUGCAGAUGCUACUGAUGCCUCAGAGCCCCUCUUCCUGGCCCCCGGAGCCUGA
This is a messenger RNA of Condylura cristata (star-nosed mole), 507 nucleotides long. RefSeq names its product syncollin (gene SYCN). Gene Ontology annotation, biological process: exocytosis. The transcript has 2 exons. Gene Ontology annotation, cellular component: secretory granule membrane. NCBI's taxonomy places the organism in Eukaryota, Metazoa, Chordata, Mammalia, Eulipotyphla, Talpidae. The record is from RefSeq and is a predicted model, not a curated record. Bases 1 to 507 code for a protein of 168 amino acids.